Molecule: messenger RNA, 2928 nt
Organism: Camellia sinensis
Lineage: Eukaryota; Viridiplantae; Streptophyta; Magnoliopsida; Ericales; Theaceae
Source: RefSeq, a predicted model, not a curated record
CCUAAUCAAACGCAAAAGACAGAAAAGAAAAAGAAAAAGUUACUAAUUCCAAUGGAGAUACAAUCAAGAAUUGAGGUGAGUUAGUGAAUCUAUACAUGAUCAUGCAAAUCCAAGAUGGUCCAGAUUAAUACAACCAGAAGCAUUCAUCUUCUCUUUCAUACAGGAAAGUAUUUUCCCUCAUUUUCUCGUUACUCUGUUUCUCCCAUUUUCUUUCACUUUCUCUCAAAUUUUCUUACCCAUUUCUCAAUCCCUUCAAAGGGUAUUCCCCAUUAGCUAUGAUCUUCAAUACCCAUGACUUUUUCUCUCUAAUUCUCUCUUCUUUCUUCAUUAUCACCGUCCACUCAUCAAGAAACACCUCUCUAUCAAACUCCGAUUCGUUUGUAUUGUCUUGCGGUGGUGGUUCAGCCACCGAUGCCGACGGCCGGAACUGGGUUCCAGAUUCCAAAUUCCUCACUUCCUCAAAGAAUUCAAUGACUGCCACAGCUCAAUCUCAAGACCCUUCACUACCUUCAACAAUUCCAUACAUGAAUGCUAGAAUUUUCACAUCUGAAUCCACCUACAAAUUCUCUGUUUCUUCGAAGAACCGCCAUUGGAUUCGACUCCAUUUCUACCCAACUUCUUACAAUGAUUUCAAUUCCUCAUACUCAUACUUCUCUGUAACCGCCAAUGGCUUCACGCUUCUGAAAAAUUUUAGUGCUUCAAUCACAUCCCAAGCCCUAACACAGGCCUAUAUCAUCAGAGAAUUCUCUCUCACCCCAAUCCAUUCUGGCUCUCUCAACCUCACUUUCACUCCUUCAAUACCCAAUAGUUCAUUAGCCUUUGUAAAUGGAAUUGAAGUCAUUUCCAUGCCGGAAAUUUUUCAAUCCAUCACUAUGGUUGAGUUUUCAGACACCUCUAUAGAAGUAGAGGACUCUGUUUUGCAGACAAUGUUUAGGCUAAAUGUCGGUGGACAGUACAUUCCAGCGACUAAUGACUCGGGGCUUAGCCGAACAUGGUACGAUGAUUCACCAUACCUAUUCGGUGCAGCCCUCGGUGUGACUUCUGAGGCUGACAAGAAUGUCACAAUUCAAUAUCCUGACAAUUUACCGAAGUACAUUGCCCCGGUUGAUGUGUACAGUACAGCGCGAACGAUGGGUCCAAACCCGAAAAUCAAUCUGGAUUACAAUCUGACUUGGGUUUUGCAAGUUGAUCCCAAUUUUACUUACGUUGCGAGGCUUCAUUUCUGUGAGUUUGAGAUUUCAAAGAUUAAUGAGAGGGUGUUUGAUAUUUUCAUCAACAACCAGACAGCACAAGAGUCUGCAGAUGUGAUGGCAUGGGCAGAUUCGAAGCAGGGAGUGCCAGUUUACAAGGAUUUCGCGAUAUAUGUGUGUGAUGAUCUGAAUGGCAACGGCAAUGAAUUGUGGGUGGCCUUGCACCCUUCUGUGUCCAUGAAGCCCGAAUUCUACGAUGCAAUUCUCAAUGGGUUGGAGAUUUUUAAGGUUAAUGACACAAAUGGGAACUUGGCAGGCCCAAAUCCUGUGCCAUCAACGCUGCAAGGAAAGGCCGGGCCUGAGCAAGAGCGGAGGAGUUUUGGGUCAUCACUAUCCAAUAAACGUGCCACAGUGAUUGGUGGGGUCGCCGGAGGGGUGGCUGGUUUUGGUCUAGUUGCUGUAAUGAUUGUUUUUAUCAAACACAAGAAGCGCAAAGCGGGCGGAAGCAAGUCUACCUCUUUGAGUUGGUUGCCAAUUUAUGGUAGCAUGCGGUCAGGAACCACCACGUCAGGAAUCUUUGCAAAGGGCGGUGGUGGUAAUAGCUGCAUUUCAACGCUUGGCUUUGGCCUAUGUCGACAUUUCUCAUUAGGAGAGAUAAAACUUGCCACCAACAACUUUGAUGAGUCUCAAAUCAUUGGACUUGGAGGGUUUGGAAAGGUGUAUAGAGGGAUUAUAGAUGGGGGGACCAAAGUUGCAAUUAAGAGGUCAAUCCCAUGUUCAGAACAAGGUGUUCACGAGUUCCAAACAGAAAUUGACUUGCUUUCAAAGCUUAGACAUAGGCAUUUGGUGUCCCUGAUUGGGGCUUGUGAAGAGGGAGAUGAGAUGAUCUUGAUUUAUGAUUACAUGGCUAAUGGGACUCUAAGAGAGCAUCUCUAUAAUACCAACAGACCUCCUUUGUCAUGGAACCAGAGGUUGGAGAUUUGCAUUGGCACUGCACGGGGACUACACUAUCUUCACACUGGUGCCAAGCACACCAUCAUUCACCGGGAUGUGAAAGCCACAAACAUUCUUUUGGAUGAGAAAUUGGUUGCAAAAGUUUCAGAUUUCGGUCUCUCCAAAAUUGGUCCUACUCUUAGCCAAACCCAUGUUAGUACUGUAGUGAAAGGUAGUUUCGGGUACUUGGAUCCAGAGUACUUCCGAAGGCAACAGUUGACAGAAAAGUCCGAUGUGUACUCAUUUGGGGUAGUCCUUUUUGAAGUGUUGUGUGCGAGGCCAGUACUUAAUUCUAGCCUUCCUAGGGAACAAGUUAGUCUUGCAGAUUGGGCACUAAGUUGCCAUAAAAAGGGAACUUUGGGUAGCAUCAUUGAUCAACAUAUUAAGGGAGAGAUCAAUCCAGAUUGCUUGAACAAUUUUGUGGAAAUAGCUGUGAAGAGCUUGUCUAACAGGGGGAUAGACCGGCCUUCGAUGGGUUCAGUUCUAUGGAAUCUUGAGUAUGCACUGCAGUUGCAGAGUAAUCCUGAUGGACCAAAAGUGGUGGCGGAACAGAAGGCAAACGAUGCGUUCAUUUUGCAUACGACAUUGUUGAGCAUUGAAGAGCAGGGUGAGGAGGAAACAGACAAUAGCAGCAAUGAAAUCUUCAGAAAGAUAGUGAAUCCACAGGGAGGAAGUAUGUGUUAAUUAUUUAGUAAACAGUUAGGAUUAUUUAGUCAGCUUUUUUAAUUUUAAAUUACUUUUGUCA